Closterium sp. NIES-67 is the source of this 1353-nucleotide messenger RNA. The record is from the annotation of a GenBank genome assembly. NCBI's taxonomy places the organism in Eukaryota, Viridiplantae, Streptophyta, Zygnematophyceae, Desmidiales, Closteriaceae.
AUAGUCGCCAGAAUCCCGACUGCAUUCUUUCCAUUACCCCACUCACUCGCGGUUUGAUGUACUAUUCCAGCUUCAUUACAUUUACACGUUUGCGGUCCGUCGCCUGAAUUACAGUACGCUUAUAUCCCAUGCUGCGGCCUUGGCAGUUUUGCUUCAUCGCACCCAUCUUAUUAUCCUCGGCGCGUGUAAUCUGAUGCAAGAGAACGCAUCACGCGGACGACGGACGGCGAAUACGACGUUUAAGGACUAGAUGCAUUCACGCUGAACGCCUCUGAGUACGUCGAGCGAGUAGUGUAACCAAGGCGUCGCGGAAUCUAAGAUCGAAAAUUGUUAAUCGGGUUACCAUCUGGCGACUUACAGAAGUGGUCUGGUUAAUCGGGUUACCGUCGUGGCCAUCUGACAUUCAAGAGUAACUAACGAGACGUGGUGAUCAGUCGAAAUGGUGGCGAAUUGGACACUCGCGGGUUGUUGCAACUCGCAGCAAGUGAUCUUCCUCGCCUGCUCCGGUGUCUACGCGCUCGUCAUCCUCGUCCUAUGGCGCACCAUUCUCCUGAUGCCCUUCAAGCUCAUCUCAGUGUACCUGCACGAGAUAGGCCAUGCCUCGGCAUGCGUCAUGACGGGAGGCAAGGUGGAGGGCAUCGAGGUGCACAUGGACGAGGGGGGCGUCACUCGCACUCGGGGCGGAUGGCAGUGGUGCAUUCUGCCCGCCGGAUACCUGGGCUCCUCCUUCUGGGGCAUGCUGCUGGUGCUGUGCGCCACCAACAAGUGGGCCACCCUCGUCAUCGCCAUCAUUCUCUGCAUCACUCUCGUCAUCACCCUCUUUCUCGCACAAAACAACACCCUCCGCUUCCUGUGCGUGGGCUUCCUCCUGCUCUUCGGGCUGCUCUUCUUCCUCCAAUACGGCAUCACCCAAUCGGUCAACCCCCUCAACCUCGCCAUCCUCUUUAUUGGCAUCAUGAACUGCCUCUUCUCUAUUUAUGAUAUUUACGACGACCUCAUCUCCCGGAGAGUCAACUCGAGCGAUGCUGAGGUGUUUGCCAAGACCUGCCCCUGUCCCUUCAACGGCGUUUGCUGGGGCGUGAUCUGGGGUGUCAUAUCUUUAUUUCUAGCAGGUGCAGCUGUCUAUCUGGGCCUCGUUAUUCUUGCAUGAGAAAGUCCCCCUUCCAACCUCAACCAAGUUGUGAAAGCCGGGCAAUACAAUUGAUGGGCGUUUUUCAAGUACAUACUAAAAGUGGAUUACCAGGUGGUUUGUGUUAGAAUACUAGAAUGAUUGAAAACAAGAGGGAACAAGAGAGAUAUAGUGUUGGGAUUGUACCCACUAAGAACAUACACCUAUCUAGCCUAUAACUUCUA